CAGAUGUCCUUUCUCGUGCAAAUAUCGAUCUGAAAAAUUCACUGACGCACAACUCAUUUUAUGGUGUUAUCCAUUAUUAUCUAAUGUUGUUCACGUUUUUUCGUCGUCUCAAAAACUAUAUUCUCAAUGUAAUUCAAUCAUGUUUUCCUACCGACAGAAUCGCCGAGUACAUGUGCUCCGAAGUCACCACACCGCUGAAAAUGCCGAAAAACUGUCAAGUGGAAAACGUCCAACUGCAGGCCUCACGUGAGCUCUUCUACUUUGUGAUCUUCUUCACAACUCGGCCAUACAUCGUGAUAGCCUUUGACAUGGAUCGCAUCGCGUUACAAUCCCGCCCCGUAAACCUGCACGACUUGAAGGAUGCGCUAACCUACCAAACUAUCGAUGGAAAUACGAAAAGUGAAUUGACGCCUAUGAAAGGAGUCGGGCUGAGACAUUGGGUAGAUCACCUGAUGAGAGUUUUGGACUACCCGAAAAUCGAUAUAGUGAAGAUAGAGGAUGAUGGAUUUGAAACGGCAGAUGGAGUUAUUUUGAUGGAUGUGUUAGAAGGAGUAAAAGUAGAAGCCUACGAGAGUUGUAUUAAAUCUGAAAAGUGUAUUGAGCAAGUUCAAAGUAACUUUUGCUGCUCUCAGAUUCUGGAAAUAAAAUCUGAAAUACCGAAGACAAGAACAAUUCAACAAUUGCUCAGCAGCAAUUUCGAUGAGCUCACCUAUUUCCAAAUGACUCCUCAAUCAGGCCUCACACUGAAUGAUAUAUUACUCCUUAACAGUAAAAGUGUAAAGUUACAGUCUUCUAUAUUAAGCAUGAAAGAGUGGAAUCUAGUGAUAAAGCAUUUGAUCAAUGGAGGAUGUCCUAUACUUCAAUCAGUAACUAUUGUCAAUUCUCCGAGAAGAUUGGAUAUAAAAGUUUUGAUGAAAGGAGUGAACUAUGUGGAGUGUUAUGAUAAAAGUGAAGAAGUGAUAGUGGAUAGUGAAGCUGUUCGGGUUAAGAAUUUGUAUCAAAUUGUGGAUGAGAAGAUCGAUAUAAAGCUCGAAACGUGGAAGAGAUAUAAUUGGUUCACUAUCACAGUUUAUUGAUUUUUAAAAAAGGAUAUUGAUUUAAUAAAUUCAGUUGAAUUGAA
Molecule: messenger RNA, 1120 nt
Organism: Caenorhabditis elegans
Lineage: Eukaryota; Metazoa; Nematoda; Chromadorea; Rhabditida; Rhabditidae
Gene: fbxb-104
Product: F-box associated domain-containing protein
Exons: 2
Coding region: 84-1076 (330 amino acids)
Source: RefSeq, marked reviewed